AUAAAACAUCGAUUUUGAAAGCUCGUUUCACGCCGUCUUCAAAUAAGCAUGGGUAAAAAGGGAAAAAUUGGAAAAUCUCGUAAAGAUAAAUUCUAUCAUUUAGCUAAGGAAACAGGUUAUAGAGCUAGAUCAGCAUUCAAGUUGUUGCAAUUGAAUAGGAAAUAUGAAUUUCUGGAGAAAUCCAGAGUAUGUAUUGACCUUUGUGCAGCUCCUGGGGGUUGGCUUCAGGUUGCUGCCGAGAAAAUGCCGAUAUCGUCGGUUAUUAUUGGUGUCGAUUUAGUUCCAAUUAAACCAAUUAGAAAUGUAAUAACUUUAACUGAAGAUAUAACAACUGAAAAAUGCAGACAAGCUUUAAAGAAGGAAAUACAAACAUGGAAAGCUGAUAUUGUACUUCACGAUGGUGCUCCGAAUGUAGGAAAAAAUUGGCUGCACGAUGCUUUUUCUCAAGCAACUUUAACUUUACAAGCUUUAAAGUUGGCUCUUGAAUUUCUAAAGAAAGGAGGCUAUUUUGUUACAAAAGUUUUCAGAUCUAAGGAUUAUAAUUGUUUGCUUUGGGUUUUCCAGCAACUGUUUAGAAAAGUAUUUGCAACUAAACCUGCAGCUUCUCGUAAUGAAUCUGCCGAAAUAUUUGUUGUAUGUCAGGGUUUUAAGGCUCCAGAUAAAAUUGACCCAAAAUUUACUGAUCCAAAAUAUGUCUUUCAAGAAGUAGCUCUUUUGGCUAAAGACUCUAAAAAAGCCUUACAACUAAUGACGAGCGAGAAAAGAAAGAGAUCAAGAGAAGGAUAUGCCGAUGGAGAUUAUACUCUUCACCAUAGCCUAAGCGUUAACGAAUUUUUUGAAAAGGAAAACUUUCUUGAACUCUUAGCUGGUUGUCACGUCUUGCUGCUGGAUAAUGAAAAAAUUCGUGACCAUCCCCUUACGACAAAAGAAAUUAAACUUUGCUGUUCAGAUAUUCAAGUAUUGGGUAGAAGAGAUGUUAAAAAUCUCCUAACUUGGAGAAAAAAGCUUUUAGAAGAAUUUAAAACCGUUGAUAAAAAAGAAGCGGAAGUUGAAGAAGUUAGUGAUGCCGAUAGUGAAGAGGACCUUGACGAAAAGAUAGCCAGGCUCAAAAAGGAAGAAGAGCAAUCAGUGAAAAGGAAAAGAAAGAAGGAUAUGAAGGAAAAGAGAAAGUUAAGGGACAAAAUAGAUAUGAAAAUGGUUAUUCCAGGCGACAGAAUGGACAACGCUGAGGAUGAGCACAUAUUUGAUAUGAAAAAGAUAACAACCAAAAAUCAAGUUAAGAAUAUUACAGACAAUGCAGAAGAACCAGAAGUAGAAGAUAAUUGGGAUGAUGAAGAAGAACACUCAAAACGAAAAAUGAUGGCAACUUAUGAUAGAUUUAAAGAAGAUGCCGAUGAAACGUUUCCUACCAGCGACGAAGAGGAAAACUCAGAGGGGGAUGAUGACGAUGACGACGACGAUGACGAGGAAGAGAAUGGAAAAGAUGAUGAUGAAGGUGAACAGAAUGGCAAUCCUCUCAUUGUUGAUUUGCAUGAUGAACCUGAAAAAGACAGAAAUAUGGCCAUGUGGUUUAAUAGGGAUGCCUUCAAAGACCUCGAGAAUGAUGUAGAAAAUGAUAGUGAAGAUGAGGAAGAUGGAAUCGAGAAUGGCAUUGUAAAACAAGGUAUUACUACGGCAAAUGGUGGGGAUAACAGUGAUGAUGAUGAAAGUAGUGACGAUUCGGAUAGUGAUGAUGACAGCGAUGACUCAGAUUCCGACUAUGACGUUGGUAAUUUGGGUACUCCAGCACAAAAAAAAUUAAAAAUAAGUAAAAAGGAUGGUUUUGAAGUUGUUCCUACGUCAGAAAUCGGUGAAAAUACAUUACCUGGGGUAUCUAAAAAGGUUAAGAAAUUAGAUCCCUUAGGUUUAGCCAUAGGGGAAGAACUGGUUAAGUCUAAAAAAAGAAGGCGGGAAUUGAUAGAAGAAUCUUAUCAUAAAUUUAUGAAUGAUGAUACAGAUUUACCAGUUUGGUUUACUCAAGACGAAGCUAGAAAUUAUCGCAAACCCGUAUCAGUCUCUAAAGAACAAGUUCAGGAAUAUAAAGAGAAGCUGAAAGCUAUAGACGCAAGACCGGCCAAGCGAGUGAUAGAAGCUAAAGCAAGAAAGAAGAAGCGCUCUGUUAGACGUCUAGAAAAAGCAAGAAAGAAGGCAGAAACUGUAUCAGAAUCAGUCGAUGUUUCAGAGAAGGAGAAAAUGAGACAAAUCCGAGACAUUUAUAAAAGAGCAGGCCUAUUGAAAAAACAAAAAUCUGAAGUUAGCUACGUCGUCGCUAAAAAAGGUGCUGGGAAGAAGGUCUCAAGACCAGCUGGAGUUAAGGGACAUUUUAAAGUUGUUGAUCCUAGAAUGAAAAAAGACAAUCGAAAAAUGAAAGAUAAUCUUAAAAAACAGAAGAAAGGUGGUAAAUUCGGUAAGAAGAAACCAACAAAGGGAAAAGGAAAGGGUCGUUAAAUUUUCUAUAUUAUAUAAAAAUUUAUAAUUUCCUUAUAUUGAAUUAAUUAUAAAAGCAAUUUAUGUUAUUGUUCAAGCAGUAAAAAACACAAAUGACAAAAAAAAGGAAACAAAUUCAAAUAUAAUGAUAUUUGCAUUUAAGAGAUUAAUAAGCUGUUUAAAUUAGUGGUUUAAAUUGAUUAAUGGAUUGAAUAAUAUCUUUAAAGAACAAACAGAAAUACGAUUAAUCUUUUAAAAAACAUAAAUUAGAUGUGAAUUACUUUUUCAUAUACAGUCUAACUAGUUGAUAUUUUCAUUUCCCUACAUUCUUUUGGUGAAUUUAAUCUUAUCUUAGAAGCCAAUUGCCGCCAUAAGUUGGAAAGAAAACAACAUAUGGUAUAAUAGAUAUUACAUAUGUAAAAUUAUUUCUUUUUAUACACUUAUAAGUGUAAAUUAUCCGCAAAAUACUCUUCAAACCAUAGCUUGAUUUUUCUUUCACAAACACUUUAAACAAGUUAAUAUUAUAAAUUAUUAUAUUGACAUAUAUUUACUACUUCCUUAAGAGGUUGCUUAUUAAAUUGUAUAAA
This is a messenger RNA of Dimorphilus gyrociliatus, 3053 nucleotides long. NCBI's taxonomy places the organism in Eukaryota, Metazoa, Annelida, Polychaeta, Dinophilidae. The record is from the annotation of a GenBank genome assembly.